UCUACAAUCAUCUCCGUUUUCACACUCGUGCUCCUGAGAAGUCAGAUCAUAAAAUCAGAAUACAGUUUACCAACAUGACGGAGGAUGAAGCAGCAGAGGUCUGACCCUAACUCAAUAAUGUCAGUCGUCUUUGCUUCACUGUGAACUCUGACACUGACUGAAGAAUCAGAUUUGACCACCAGAUGGCGUCGAUGUGUUUUUAUUCUUUUGUUGGUGUUUCUCAGGGAGCAGAGGGACACAGAGGAGGUAAAACAGUCACAGCAUCAGUUUCAGUUUCAGUGGAAAGAUAUUUAUCAGAUUCAGAGGCAGCUGUUUGUGAGGACGAUCAGCUGUUUGUGAGGACCAUCAGCUGUUUGUGAGGACCAUCAGCUGUUUGUGAGGACCAUCAGCUGUUUGUGAGGACCAUCAGCUGUUUGUGAGGACCAUCAGCUGUUUGUGAGGACCAUCAGCUGUUUGUGAGGAUGAUCAGCUGUUUGUGAGGACGAUCAGCUGUUUGUGAGGACCAUCAGCUGUUUGUGAGGACCAUCAGCUGACUGUGAGGACCAUCAGCUGACUGUGAGGACGAUCAGCUGUUUGUGAGGACGAUCAGCUGACUGCGAGGACCAUCAGCUGUUUGUGAGGACCAUCAGCUGUUUGUGAGGACCAUCAGCUGACUGUGAGGACCAUCAGCUGUUUGUGAGGACGAUCAGCUGACUGUGAGGACCAUCAGCUGACUGUGAGGACGAUCAGCUGUUUGUGAGGACGAUCAGCUGUUUGUGAGGACCAUCAGCUGACUGUGAGGACCAUCAGCUGACUGUGAGGACGAUCAGCUGUUUGUGAGGACCAUCAGCUGACUGUGAGGACGAUCAGCUGACUGUGAGGAUGAUCAGCUGUUUGUGAGGAUGAUCAGAUGUGAUCUGGUCCUCAAGGAAGAGGGAAAACAUCAACUCUAUUUUAAAGCUCCUGUGAGGAACUUCCAGAUUGAGACAGUUUUGGCGCCCCCUUGUGGACAGAAGUUAAAUCUGUUAAUUUUGUCUCGUACAUGUGUGUUAGAUUGAUUAAAUCACGGACAUGUCCUGCAGCUGAUUUUGGUCUUGAAAUAGAUUUCUUAUUUCUGACUGUAAAAUAGAGAGAUCUGUGGUCCUUCUCUCUGCACACACACACACACACACACACACACACACACACACACACACACACACACACACACACACACACACACACACACACACACACACACACAGCCUCAGGUUUCUUCUCUCUCUGAUUGAUGUCUGACAUUUUCCUCUCCUCGUCCAAAAGUUUGACGCUCGCAGCUCUUCAAAAACAGCUGAUACUGAAGCUUCUCUAUCAGCUGAUAGUUUCCGUCUCCUGAAACGACUUUCUCUAAAGUUUGCCGAUCACUCUCUGAAAAGUUGUUUCUAUGUUUCAGAUCUGAGGCGGCGAGGCCCAGGAGACCGUGGUGUUUCUAUUUCAUUGUUGUUUACCUCAUCCUGCAGACCGGCCUCAACGCGUUCCUCAUCUAUAAAGGUACCUCUGUCUGCUGAUGGGGUUAGAUAUUAUAAAUCAUCAUUUAUGCACCAGAUAAUCCAGAUUAUUCUGGACCUCAGGGACCUCCAGGUGAGCCAGGAGAGAAGGACCCCAGUAAAGGGAUAUUCCAGUAUAAAAUUAAGUUAAAGUCAAACCCACAGUAACACUGAGUUAGACCCCCCCUCCAGAGAUGAAUGUUGUCGACCGCUUGCUUCUCUAGUUAUACCAACUUUAGUAACGACAGAGAGCCACGCGCUCAACCAAAACGCCACUCUAUAGGUACGAAUAAUGCUCAGAACAGCACCUACCUGUGAAAUCAUAUUUUCAAAUUAUAUGCAAAAAUAAAGUCUGUCAGCAAAAAUUAUGUCAUUUGCUGCAAUACAGUGAGAGUUACAGUCAAAUUAAGAGGAAAAAUGACCCUGAGUGGACGUAUUCGUCACCACGACUGUGAAAGUGUUAAUCCUGAUAACCUUACCUCUGUCUUUUGUUCUAUGUGUUUGUCCCCUAUACAGAAGUUGAGUUCAUCUUAUGUUUUGAUGCCUGAUGGACUUUGUUUUUUUUUUCAAUAUUAAGGGUUAAUCUAUUUCCUAAGAUAUUAAUGAGCUUUAACUCUUCGGUCAAUACCUGCUUCAGCUCUUCUACCGUGCUUGCUGAGGAAUAAACUAUGGAGUCAUCAGCAUACAUGACUAUUUUGACAGAGUUCAAGUCCAACGGGAAAUCAUUUGUAAAAAUCAAAAAUAAAAGUGGUCCCAGGCAGCUUCCCUGCGACACCCCACACCUCUCAUUUGUGUCAUCAAACUCCUGACCUCAGAACGCCCUCAGAGAGCGAGUUUUCUGAGCGUACAGGUUUACCUCGUUAGCAUAAAGGCGCUCACACGCCGCAGCAGACAUUAGCUUUCAGCUGCAGGUCCGUCCGCUGAUGAUCCCGGCGUUGAUGACCUGUCAUCUCCUGUCAGACGGCGAUGAGAAUCAGCUGAUGGAUGAGCUGCAGCCAUUAUUUCAUAUCCUCUCAUAACUUAGUCAAGGCAGCGCUGACAUUUCCUGAGUGAGAUCUCCAUCAGAGCUCAGACCUCAGAGUCUGAGACCGAGGUCUACACCUGUCCCACCUCACCUGGACCUGGAGAGUACGGCUGGUUAAAAACAGAUGAAUCCACUUAUUAAAACUGCAGCUGUGGUUAUUAUUGACUCUGUGAGGCUGCCAAUAACGAGGCUGCUCUCCGAUUCAUCAGUAUUCACAAACACUCCUGCACUCCAUUACAAACCUGCUGUUUGCUUCUCUGCAGGUGACACAGGUGCUGCUGGACCUCCAGGACCGAGGGGGGACACGGGACCCGGAGGAGAACCAGGAGCUGAUGGAGAACCAGGAGCUGAUGGAGAACCAGGAGCUGAAGGAGAACCAGGAGCUGAAGGAGAACCAGGAGCUGAAGGAGAACCAGGAGCUGAUGGUGAGUCUCAUAAAAAGGAAGAGAGGAUCAGAUAUACGACAUGUCCUUUUCUCUUAGACCUGCUCUGUUUUACUUUGUUCUUUAAUCUGUGAAAUACAAAUAAAUGAGUAAAAUCAAUGAAUCAAUACUAUUCAAUUCUAAAUGAUACAACAAACCAUGAAACAAUACAGUAUGGUGAGACAUGAUAACAUACAGAGCAGUAAUUAAGGUUCAGUAUAAUACAGUAAACUACAAUACAACAGGAUAUGUUCAAAUACAGUAUAAUAUAAAACAUGAAAAUACUCUGAGAUGGGCUAUACCAUACAACACACUACCAUACAAUAUCAUAAGUUAAUUUACAUAAUGAUACUUUCAGUAUGUGAAUAUUUAUUACAAUGUGAUGCAGUAUAAAAGAAUACAUUAUGAUAUAAUAUGAUAUAAUAUGAUACAGUCAUGAUACAUUACACCUUUAAUUCAAUUUCACUUCAAUACAAACUAAUACAGUAAAUAACAUUACAAUGAAAUAUGAGACAAUAUGAUAAAAUAUUACUAUAUAAGAGGAUGAUAUACAACACAAUAUAAUAGGAUAUGUGACAUUACAAUGAGACACAAUAUGACAAACAUUGUAUGAUAAAAUACAACAGAAUACGAUUGAGUCUGAUAUGAUAUGUUACCGUAUAUACGUUAUAAAAAUAUGAUAUAUAAUACAUUACAAUACAAUUAGAUAUAAUACUAUAAAAUAAGAUUAGUCAAACUGUGAUGAAAAAGGAUGAAAAGUAAUAAAAUAAAGUUCAAAUAAAUAAAAGAUCAGAUAUGUUACAUUUGUAUCUAAUAUGAAUAAUUAGGAGAUAAUACUCAAAGAUAUAAUAUGAUAAAUAACGAUAAAAUAUGUUAUGAUACAAUCUGAUACAAUACCAUACCUUAUAAUAUAGUCCUGGUCAAAAUAAAAGCACAUGAUCAGAUUUAAUGAGAUAUGAUCAGAUUUUUAUUGAUAAGUUACUUCAACACAAAAACAGACCAGACUAACCCGAGGCUGCAGACAGAGACAGACGACGUUACUUAAGUGUUUUUUGAAGGUGAGUAUGAACCAGUCCAUCUGUUCUUGGUACCUGUUCAGAGGAACCUUUUAGUGUUGUUUUAUGAUACCUGUUCAGUUCCAUCAUCUCCUUUAACAUUGUGGGAUCUACUUUUUGAUAAUUGUGUUUUAGUCACCCUCAGAAACCGGACUAGAGGGUCUCCAGGUCUUUAAAGUUCCCCCUCUGUGCAGUACUUAGUCGGUCUUUUAAAUAUAGAUCAUUGUUGGUAUCUUCUUUGUAAAAUAACUCUAUUACCUCGAUCUUGGAGAAUUUUAGUGUCUGUUUGAAGAGACCCGUCUGCAGCUACCUCUGUAUACUCAUGAGGAUCCUGCUGCUCCUGUGAGGAGACCUAACCAAAGGGGGACACUGGGUCAGGUCUGGCUGUGUUUUUUAAAGACUCAGUCAGUAAUAAAAGAAAUAAAUCAUUAUGCAGUAAAACCGAUCAAUCAAAGCCCGAUCAAACAGUUCACAGGGGAUUUCAGGCUUUAAAGAGACCACCUGUCCUCAAAUCAGAUCCUGCAUGUAAACAAAGUGAGCCAGGAAAGACAAGAGUCAAUCAUCCAACCACGUCUCUGCGUCUCCUUCAUCAUCAUCAUCUCCUUAUUAUUUAUUAUUAAUUAAAAUAAGAAUAGAAUUCCUCAUAAACAGAGAUCCGUCUCUGACUCACAGUCUGAUGAUGUUUCCUGCAGACGGCAUGCAGACCUCCUCUCUGGUUUAGUGAAUAAACCACAUGAGGAGACUGAACCCCUGGAGAGAAGACCGUAACAUCAGCAGGUUUCUGCAGAGACCUCAGCUCCUCCUCCUCCUCUAACUUCUGGUUAUUGUUGGUGGGAAUGGUGCUGACGUGUGGAUACGAUGACGUGACGACUUCUGUGAUUUACACGAUCACCCCAAACAAAAACACAAACGUUUGAUAGGAACAGAAAAAACUGGAAAAUGAACUUUUUCUUUUCUUUCUGAAGCACAGAAAAGUUUUUGUGAUUUUUGUGAUCUUGCAGAUUUUUAACUUAUCCCAGGUUCUCUGAACCGCCUCCACAGUGACGUUUGUCUCGUAUCAGGCAGAGGGUGAGGACGGGUGGAGGUGAGGUACAACGGGGAGUGGGGCACGGUUUAUAAAGACCACUGUAACUCCCAGGAUGAGAAAGGUGGUCUGUAAGAUGCUCAGUUUACUACAGCGCCACCCCAGGUCAGAAAGCAGAACCACAGGAGCUUUUUCAAAAACCCGCUCUACCGCCAAUCUUUAUUUUUACUCUGUGUUUAUGUUUGUGUUCAUACAAAUAAAGUAUAUAUGUGUGUCUGUAUAAAUACAGUUUAUGUGUGUUUAUAUAAAUAUAGAAUAUAUGUGUGUUUAUAUAAAAACAGUAUAUGAGUGUUUGUGCAGAUACAGUAUAUUUGUGUUUUUAUAUAAAUACAGUAUAUAUGUUUGUUUAUAUAUAUAGAAUAUAUAUGAUUGUGUUUGUAUAAAUACAGAUUAUAUAUGUUUAUAUUAAUACAGUAUACAAGUGUGGUUAUACUAAUACAGUCCAAACAUGUUUAUAUAAAUACAGUAUAUAUUUGUGUUUAUAUACAUACAGUAUAUAUGUUUGUGUGUAUAUGAAUACAGUAUACAUAUAUGUGUUUAUAUAAAUAAAGAAGAUUUAGAUGUUUACAUAAAUACUAUAUAUAUAUAUAUAUAUAUAUAUAUAUAUAUAUAUAAUAUUGAGGUAUUUACAUAAAUAAAUACUGUAUAAAUGUGUUUAUAUAUAUAGUAUAUAUGUGUGUGUUUAUAUAAAUAUAAACUAUUUAGAUGUUUAUAUAAACACAGUAUAUGUGUUUUUUAUAAAUUCAGUAUACAUCUGUGUUUACAUAAAUACAGUAUAUACUGUAUGUUUGUUUAUAUAUAUAUACAGUAUAUGUGUGUUUCUAUAAAUAGAGUUUAUAUGUGUUUAAAUAAAUACAGUAUAAAUGUUUCUUUAUAUAAAUACAGUAUAUAUAUGUGUGUUUAUAUAAUUACAGUGUGUAUAUUUAUAUGUCUUUAAAUAAAGAUCACCUCCUCUCUUCUGUCCCUCCGAAGGCUCUGGGAGGAUCUGGCGUCCUGCUGUGUCGCGGGUUAGAGAAGGAGAUCUUGGACUGUCCAGGUCACGCUGGACUCAGUGUGCGCACCUGUCAGCACACAGAGGACGUGUCAGUCAGCUGUUUUUAACCUGACACCACUCUGAAGACCAGGGCGGAGGGAGAUGGUUCAGCUGUGACAGGAGUCAAAUAUAAACCUCACAUGUUCACGUCUGACUGUGAGGAGGAGAGCAGCGCUGAUGCUAAUUAUAACCACAGCUGGAUCUCACAGAGCCUCCAACUCACUUCAUCAUCAGGGAGAACAUUAGCUCCAACAGCAGACAGACUCAUGCUGAUCAAACUUCUUCUUCCUGUUUUCAUCUCACAAUCAUCAUCAUCUGUCACUCAGUCUUCAUCACUUCUCCUCCUCCUCUUCCUCCUCAUCUCUUCCCCUCAGCGACAGACCAUCACCUCUCGUCCAUCGCACGUCAACGUCCAGAGCUCUGCGGAGGUCAGCGAAGAUGAGGAGGUCACAGUGAAGGGCUGGAGAGGAGCUGAGGAAAUGUUUCUGACACAGCUGGCACGUCACGUUUCCCCUGACACCGCAGGGAGAUGAAGAGGAGGAGGAGGAGGAGGAGGAAGCUGCUCUGUUCCUCAAAGAUCAUACUGUUAAAGGUGUCAGAAACCUUCUCCACAUCUCCUCCAUCGUUGGACAUUUCUUAAAGUUUCGACUCUCGUACCUUCAGGAGGAAAUGAACUUCAGUCAGUACGUUUACAUCCACAGUUUAAUCGGACUAAACUCAUCAUUCAUUUUUUUCUCUGAUUCAGACUUCCCUCCUUGUCUGCUGAGAAAAUUGAAUUAUUGACAUGAACGUGUCCUCCUCUCCAACACUAGGGGGCGAUAUGGGUCUUUUCAGCGGCGCUGUUUCCGACCCCAUCCAACCGUCAACAACAACAGCAGGUCGGUGUCAGACGUCAGAAGUGUCUACAACUGCUGCUGGGCAUUUUGGAGAAACAAGAAGAUGGAGCAUCGUACAGCGUUGUUUUUGUCCGACAUGAUGGACGCGCUACUUUUUCUAAAGAGGAGACCAACGCUACUCCUCUACUCUGGGGGUUUUGUUCGUUCACAUGCAUUGUCCAACAAUGUUACCAACCUAGUGACAUUGUUGCUUGAUUUAGCGACUUUUCAGACCCCCUUAACGACUUAUUUAUUUAAAAAAAAGGGCCUGGUGACAAACUUAACGACUUUUUGUGGAGUUUAGAGACUCCAACAUAAACGCGGGAAUAGAUGUUACUCUUCUGAACGGGUAGCAGGUGUGCAUCAAAAACAUGAACACAGACAACCACGGAGUAGACUCCUCCUCCUCCUCCUGGGGGUGGGGGGAUCAGUGGCGACAGUGGGUUUGACAGAGAAAUUAUGCAAAUAAGGUGAUGAUGUCAUCUAGCGACUUCUGGCGACUUUUCUUACUAAGGAGUCGGCAACACUGUUGUCCGAUCAUACUCCGACUACGCUGGUUACAUGGUAGAGAAAAUCGAAUUCCAAUCACAUUAUCUGAGUGUCUUAAUCAGAGUUCUUAAACUCUGAUUAUAGUCGGACUAAAGUGUUUACAUGACCUUCAGCUGUCCGGUCUUAAUCGGAGUAAGGCGAUAAUUCGGUUUUCUCGAGUGUCAUGGAAACGGACUGACUGUGA
Xyrichtys novacula (pearly razorfish) is the source of this 7731-nucleotide messenger RNA. Lineage: Eukaryota; Metazoa; Chordata; Actinopteri; Labriformes; Labridae. The record is from the annotation of a GenBank genome assembly.